This is a messenger RNA of Microthlaspi erraticum, 588 nucleotides long. The record is from the annotation of a GenBank genome assembly. Lineage: Eukaryota; Viridiplantae; Streptophyta; Magnoliopsida; Brassicales; Brassicaceae.
AUGAGAGCUCACCAUUGUUCACGGGAAGCGAGAAGACGAUGGUCAAACGCAGAAGAUGGGGCGCUGGUUACUGCGUGGUUAAACACCAGCAAAGAUGGCGUCAUUGCAAAUGAACAGAGAGCUUCUGCGUUUUGGAAAAGGGUUUGCAACUACUACCAUGGGUGUACUGCGGUGAAGGAUUUACCGCCACGCGAGUGGAAUUCUUGCAAGCAGAGAUGGACGAAAAUAAACAAGGAAGUGCAGAAGUUUUGCGGAUGCUUUGACCAGGCGAGGCGUCAAGCUACAAGCGGCCAAUCCGAUGAUGAUGUGUACCAGAUGGCUUACAAGUUCUAUAACCAGGAUAUGAAGACCAACUUCAUCUUAGAGCAUGCGUGGAGAGCUCUUAGAAACGAUCAGAAGUGGUGUUCUCUUUAUAGAGAUAAAGGCAAAACUCAGACCAAAAGAUCACAGCCAGCUGGUUCCGUAGACGGCGGUGCCAUGGAGGAACAAGUUGAAGAGAGACCAAUUGGUGUGAAGGCAGUAAAGGCUGCAAAGUUCAAAGCAACUAAGACCGUGAAGAGAACCACCGAAGACAGGAGGCUGCUAUGA